GCCCAGCCGAACCGAGCCGAGCCGAGCUCAGCCGGGCGGUCGCCGCUGCCUCCCUUGCGCGGCGCAGCGCGGCACCGCAGCGCCCGGCCCGGCAGGGCCAAGCGGAGCGGCAGCCCCGGAGGACCCAGUCCGCGCCUGACACGGGAGAAGACGAUGAAGCUGUAGAGAUGCUUCCCUACGUGAUUGCCACCCUGGGCUCGGCAGGGGCCACCUGCAAAGCCUCCACAUGCAGCAACAGCACCAAGGACUACUGCUACAGUGCCCGCAUUCGCAGCACUGUGCUGCAGGGGCUGCCCUUCGGUGGGGUGCCUACCGUCCUAGCCCUUGACUUUAUGUGCUUUCUCGCACUGUUGUUUGUCUUUUCAAUUUUGCGUAAAGUUGCUUGGGACUAUGGACGCCUGGCCCUGGUGACUGAUGCUGACAGGCGCCGACACUGGCAGACGGAGCGAGAGGAGCGGGAAUACGUAGCCUCCGCCCUGCACUCCGACAACCAUGACCGCUACGAGCGCCUCACCUCCGUCUCCAGCUCUGUGGACUUUGACCAGAGGGACAAUGGUUUCUGCUCCUGGCUGACAGCCAUCUUCAGGAUAAAGGAUGAUGAGAUCCGGGACAAGUGCGGGGGUGAUGCAGUGCACUACCUGUCCUUCCAGAGGCACAUCAUUGGGCUGCUGGUGGCCGUGGGUGUGCUCUCCGUGGGCAUCGUGUUGCCUGUCAACUUCUCAGGGGACCUGCUAGAAAACAAUGCCUACAGCUUUGGGAGGACAACUAUCGCUAACUUGAAUUCUGGGAAUAACCUGCUGUGGCUGCACACAUCUUUUGCCUUCCUGUACCUGCUGCUGACGGUGUACAGCAUGCGCCGGCAUACCUCCAAGAUGCGCUACAAAGAGGAUGACUUGGUUAAGCGAACUCUCUUCAUCAAUGGGAUCUCAAAAUAUGCUGAGCCAGAGAAGAUCAAGAAGCAUUUUGAGGAGGCCUAUGCCAACUGCACUGUUCUGGAGGCCCGUCCCUGCUAUGAUGUGGCCCGGCUGAUGUUCCUUGACGCGGAGAGGAAGAAAGCUGAGCGUGGGCGAAUCUACUUCACCAACCUGCAGAGCAAGGAGAACACUCCAUCCAUGAUUAACCCCAAGCCCUGUGGCCACCUGUGCUGCUGUGUCAUCAGGGGCUGUGAGGAGGUGGAGGCCAUUGAGUACUAUACCAAGCUGGAGGAGAAACUCAAAGAUGACUAUAAGCGGGAGAAGGAGAAGGUGAAUGAAAAGCCUCUGGGGAUGGCCUUUGUCACCUUCCACAAUGAAACCAUCACAGCCAUAAUCCUCAAAGAUUUCAAUGCUUGUAAGUGCCAGGGCUGUGCAUGCCGUGGGGAGCCCAGGGCCUCCUCCUGCAGUGAGUCCCUUCACGUCUCCAACUGGACCGUCAGCUACGCCCCUGACCCACAGAACAUCUACUGGGAGCACCUCUCUAUCCGGGGCUUCAUCUGGUGGAUCCGCUGCCUCGUGAUCAAUGUGGUCCUCUUCAUCCUCCUCUUCUUCCUCACCACCCCUGCUAUCAUCAUCACCACUAUGGACAAGUUCAAUGUCACCAAGCCUGUGGAGUACCUCAAUAACCCCAUCAUCACUCAGUUCUUCCCCACCCUGCUGCUGUGGUGCUUCUCUGCUCUGCUGCCAACCAUCGUAUAUUACUCUGCCUUCUUUGAAGCGCACUGGACCAGGUCUGGAGAGAACAGGACAACCAUGCACAAGUGUUACACCUUUCUCAUCUUCAUGGUCCUGCUGCUGCCAUCGCUGGGCCUGAGCAGCUUGGACGUGUUUUUCCGCUGGUUAUUUGACAAAAAAUUCCUCGCCGAAGCUGCCGUGCGAUUUGAGUGCGUGUUCCUGCCAGACAACGGGGCCUUCUUCGUCAACUACGUCAUCGCCUCUGCCUUCAUUGGGAACGCCAUGGACCUGCUGCGCAUCCCCGGCUUGCUCAUGUACAUGAUUCGCCUCUGCCUGGCCCGCUCGGCUGCUGAGCGGAGGAACGUCAAACGCCACCAGGCCUACGAGUUCCAGUUUGGGGCUGCUUACGCCUGGAUGAUGUGUGUCUUCACUGUGGUCAUGACAUACAGCAUCACCUGCCCCAUCAUUGUCCCUUUUGGGCUCAUGUACAUGCUGCUUAAGCAUCUGGUGGACCGAUACAACCUGUAUUAUGCUUACCUGCCUGCCAAGCUGGACAAGAAGAUCCAUUCAGGGGCUGUGAACCAGGUGGUGGCAGCCCCCAUCCUCUGUCUCUUCUGGCUUCUCUUCUUCUCCACCAUGCGCACAGGGUUCCUGGCCCCCACUUCCAUGUUCACCUUUGUGGUCCUCGUGAUCACCAUUGUGAUCUGUCUGUGUCACGUCUGCUUCGGGCACUUCAAAUACCUCAGCGCUCACAACUACAAGAUUGACCACACGGAGGUGGACACCAUAGAAAACAGGCAGAAUGGAAGACCUGCCACCAGUCUGCCAGCUCCCAAAUCAGCUAAGUACAUCGCCCAAGUGCUGCAGGACUCCUCGCCGGAGGGCGAAGCAACAGAGUCGGAGGAGCAGGGGUCGCAGGAUGAGGAGCUCAUCAACGCGGAUGGCAUGAACGACACGGAUUUCCAAUCGUGAAUCCCAGGCCUGGAGGAAAGGGGGGAUGGAGCGGAAGAGAUGUGGGUCUUUGCAUGGGAAGGGCAGGCCACCCCACCUCCCAGGGCUCUGCUGGGGCUGGAGCACAUGUGGGUGCAGACGGGCAUGGUGAGUGUCACCCAUCCCCUCCAGGGAUGGGCUGGAGAUGAAAUGAGCAUGUGAGCUGGGAGCUCCUGGUCUGCUCCCAGCCUGGGGCGGGGAGGAUGUUGAUCCUGCUUCUCUUCCACCCACCUACCACCUUUGCCUCCGGUCCAGCAGGCAGGCUGGGAUGCUCCAGUCUCUGUAGGUACGGCUGUGGCCUGGGGCUGCCUCUGUGGCUGGGUGGGCUUUGCCUGUGGAGAGCAGUGUGUUCCAAGUGGCACUGUCUGUGUAGAGAUGUGUAUUAUACCCUGUAUAUAUUUGUGUACAAAAGAAAAAAGGGAAAAAAAUGA
Messenger RNA from Columba livia (rock pigeon), 3070 nucleotides. RefSeq names its product transmembrane protein 63B (gene TMEM63B). Gene Ontology annotation, cellular component: plasma membrane. NCBI's taxonomy places the organism in Eukaryota, Metazoa, Chordata, Aves, Columbiformes, Columbidae. Gene Ontology annotation, molecular function: calcium-activated cation channel activity. The record is from RefSeq and is a predicted model, not a curated record. The transcript is spliced from 25 exons. Bases 168 to 2621 code for a protein of 817 amino acids.